Messenger RNA from Menidia menidia (Atlantic silverside), 1857 nucleotides. Lineage: Eukaryota; Metazoa; Chordata; Actinopteri; Atheriniformes; Atherinopsidae. The record is from the annotation of a GenBank genome assembly.
AUGUGUCCGAGAGACGAUCCGGAGGUUGAGGAAUGGGAUGACAUCCUCGCCGUGACUUUGGAAAAGCAUGAGGAAAGGCUCCGGAGAGGAGAAGAGAAACUGCACCAAGGGAUGGCACCUGUCCAAGAGAAAAUGUCACAAUCUGACAAAGCGUUUGAAGAGGACACAAAUCAUCUUCCUGUGGAUCAGAAACGGCCCGGACCAGACGUCUUCAGAGAAGAUGAAAUGUCAGACCGAAAUGCGACUGUCAGUGAACAAAACAGUGCUGAGCACGAAUCACCAGAGGGACGUUUCAUUGAUAAUGCAGGUCCAAGUCAGCAGGAAAGACACAACGAGCCUCAACCUGCAAUGAAAACUUCACAAAUCACUCAUGAGCAGAGGGGAGAAGACAUCCUAACUGAUAGUUUUAGCAAAGUGUUUACCCCACAGGGUGAACACACGAUGCCAAAGAAGGAAGAACUCAGCCCUGAAGAACGAGAAACACUUUUUUCACACGUUCACACAAACAGAGAGACUGAAACUUCAAAGAACGCCAUAGCAGAGUGGGAGAAGGAUUACCUCUGGUACAUUUGGAAUACAUUCUCCAUCUUUUCAAUGAUUCGCUUCUUUUGGAAAUACCUCAUUAAAAAUUCCCAGGAGAAAAGAGACCUGAAGGCCUUUCCUGGGGACAGUGUUGCUGAUGAGGUUUCUCUGCCUGACGCCCAUACUCUGCACCACUUUCAUGCUAAAUGUGUUAAAGUUUUGAAAGAGAAGAAGCUGAGGGAGGAUGUAUUUUUAGAGGGAUUUGCAAAUGACCUUUUGGAGGCCAUGAGGAAUAUCUGCGACAAAGAUGGCGGCAUGGUGAUUAAGGACUUUCAGAUGGUGAAUCCGUGUGAUAUUGUUGUUGAUUUUACUCCACCUGAGCCUUACGAAUUCCAGUCUCUGCUCUGGAACAACCAAGUGAGUGACCCAUUGUUGGACACGCACGUUUGUGGUCAAUUAAAACUGGUGGAAUGCAAGAAAAUUCAAAAUGGCUGCCACUGCCAGUCCUCUGAGGCCAAUGAUGAUAUGGUUUGUUUGCUGCAUACUGAGAAUGAGACGGUGAAGACAAAAAAAGUAGAUGUUAAUAAUGGUCUAUUGUGUUCAAAGAGCACUUCUCUCCUGUCAAAAACCCAGGUAACCAGAUGGUUUAAUAGGACUCUGAAACAAGCAUGGGCACUGAUUUCACAUAAGUAUGAAUUUGAGCUCGGCAUCCGCUACGUCGAGGCUCCGGGCGCUCUGGUGAUUCGAUUCAGAUCAGGGAAAAAGAUCAACUUCAGUAUGAAUCCAGUGGUUAAAUUCAACACAGAUGCUCAUUUUUUCAUCACGCCCUGGUCCUCCAAGGAUUUGGAUACUUUCUGGACACUCUCACUGACCACAUACGAAGACAGAUUCUUUCAACAUCUCUCCAAACGCCUUCCUAAAGACUCUUGCCACAAUCAGACUCUUGAGAUUGCAUGUUUCCUGCACAAGAGGCAGACGAUUUUAUCAGGAAGUACAGCUCUGAAAGAUUUCCACUUCAGAGCUGCGCUAAUGCACCUUCUGCUUCUGACCAACAAACCAGCAGCGUGGGGACCAGACCAAGUGACCCUUAGGCUACGAGACCUGCUGACCUUCAUGCAGAAAAGCCUAGAGAAAAAGGUUCUGAACCAUGUUCUCAUUGGCAACCCUUUAACUGAGGUUAUUGGACUGCCCACUGAGUUCUCCAGAGCAAAACCAGUAAACCUCUUCCAUCCCCUUGUGGUGCAUGAUUGUAUAUACAAAAAUGCUGUCAUGCAUUUUGAGGAAAUGCGCAGAAAUGCACACAUGCUGAUAGACGAAUACGUUGCUCAGAAUUAA